AUGAUCAAUUCUUAUAUUGACUAUAUUACAGGUGUAGAUGAUCCAAAAACGUCAAGUGAUCGAACACUAUUUGAAGUGGUAUCAGUAACAACUCUACUUGGAUUCAUUGCAUUUUCGAUUACUGGUAUGUUUGUUUUAACAUUCUACCUAACUACUCUAUGUCAUGGCGAGACUGAAUGGAUGGCCAAAAUGUUUGUCAUGUACUUGGCGUCACUCUUGUUCAACUCUUGUACCUAUACACCACUAAAGUAUAUUGCUUUGGGUCCUAUACCAUUUGUAAUGUAUGCCACUUUUACUUGGGGUAUCUAUCAUUGCCUCUUUACCAAUAGUCUUCCAACCCCAAUGCAAUCGAUACUGUUUGCUCCACAGCUAAUAUUCCUCACCACCUGUUUCUUGGCUGGAUACCAUCGUGACAUUGAAGAAGAUGAAAAAGCUGGAAUCAAAACAAUCAUUACUAUGCUUGGAAAGAAAAAUUCAAUUAUAUUUUUAUCAUUCCUUGCUCUUUUAUUUUUUGUAUCAAUGACAUUUUUAGCAUUCUAUGGACAAAACAAUCUCAUUUUAUCGACAUUGGUGGCAUUACCUAAAAGUUUUAAGAUCUUUAAAGAAGGAUAUUACAGCUCGACUUCCCAAUUCAACUAUCAAGUAUUGGCUGCUCUACGUGUUGGUUGUGGUUUCUAUAUUGGUGCCAUUGGAAUUGGUGGUUUUAAACAUUUAAUUUAA
Messenger RNA from Cavenderia fasciculata, 720 nucleotides. RefSeq lists its product as uncharacterized. The coding region runs from base 1 to 720 and encodes 239 amino acids. Gene Ontology annotation, cellular component: membrane. Lineage: Eukaryota; Evosea; Eumycetozoa; Acytosteliales; Cavenderiaceae. Gene Ontology annotation, biological process: vitamin K biosynthetic process; menaquinone biosynthetic process. The transcript is spliced from 2 exons. The record is from RefSeq and is a predicted model, not a curated record. Gene Ontology annotation, molecular function: prenyltransferase activity.